Messenger RNA from Phlebotomus argentipes, 483 nucleotides. It is a transcript of the gene GatC, whose product is annotated as glutamyl-tRNA(Gln) amidotransferase subunit C, mitochondrial. The record is from RefSeq and is a predicted model, not a curated record. NCBI's taxonomy places the organism in Eukaryota, Metazoa, Arthropoda, Insecta, Diptera, Psychodidae. Gene Ontology annotation, molecular function: glutaminyl-tRNA synthase (glutamine-hydrolyzing) activity. The transcript has 3 exons. Gene Ontology annotation, cellular component: mitochondrion; glutamyl-tRNA(Gln) amidotransferase complex. Gene Ontology annotation, biological process: mitochondrial translation; glutaminyl-tRNAGln biosynthesis via transamidation; regulation of translational fidelity. The coding region runs from base 22 to 483 and encodes 153 amino acids.
GUGAAUUUCUUGCGGUGGAAAAUGCUCGCAAGCCGAGGCAGAGUUUUUCAGUUCUGGAGCAUUGUCAGGAGGUACUCUGUGAAAUCCAGUGAUAAGCGAGUUCCUGAGGUCUCCACGAAGAUAUCAGCAACGGCACAAACUGCUCCCGGGAGUGAGAAAUCAGUGCGUAAAGUUUCCAUUGAUGAAGACACUAUUCAUCUUCUCGAGAGAUUAUCCCUGGUAAACAUCGAGAGCAAGGAAGCCCUAAGAGUCGUGGAAGAUUCCAUAGCGUUUGCUGAUAAAAUUCUAGACAUCAAUACAGAAGGAGUGGAGCCUCUAUACACAGUUCUCGAGGAUUGCGACUUGGAAUUGCGAGAAGAUAAAGUCACGGAUGGGAAUAUUCGUGAAGAGGUGCUGAAAAACGCCUCAGUGACAGAGGAGGAAUACUUUGUAGCUCCACCCGGAAACAUCCCACUGGAGAAGGAGAAAAAGUCCUUCACGUAG